This is a messenger RNA of Peromyscus maniculatus bairdii (prairie deer mouse), 1757 nucleotides long. The record is from RefSeq and is a predicted model, not a curated record. Lineage: Eukaryota; Metazoa; Chordata; Mammalia; Rodentia; Cricetidae.
CCAAGGGGAAGAGGUGUCACAAUAGAAGAAUCUUGGACUCUAGAGCACCGAGAACAGAUACGCGAAGGGCCUAUUCUCCUUGAUCUUGCCACAUGGAAGCCUCUAGCACUUUUGGAGAAGGCAGCUUCAAAGCCUGAGAAAUGAAACAGCUCAGUUCAGCUUCAGACUUGUAGUGUGGCUCUCAAGCCCCAACUUUCUUCCUGCCUCCUCCAGACAUGUCUACAGUACCUCUGCAGCACCUCUGGCAGAUAUGUCUACAGUACCUCUGGCAGAUAUGUCUACAGUACAUCUGCAGCACCUCUGGCAGAUAUGUCUAUAGUACCCCUGGCAGAUACGUCUACAGUUCCUCUGCAUUACCUCUGGCAGAUCUGUCUACAGUACAUCUUGGAGAUCUGUCUGCAGGACAUCUGGGAGAUCUGUCUACAGGACAUCUGGGAGAUCUGUCUACAGUACAUCUGGGAGAUCUGUCUACAGGACAUCAUCUGGGAGAUCUGUCUACAGGACAUCUGGGAGAUCUGUCUACAGUACAUCUGGGAGAUAUGUCCACAGGACAUCAUCUGGGAGAUUUGUCUACAGGACAUCUGGGAGAUCUGUCUACAGUACAUGUAGCAGAUAUGCCUACAGAACAUCUGGGAGAUUUUUCUACAGUACACGUGGCAGAUAUGCCCUCAGAACAUCUGGGAGAUAUGUCUACAGUACAUCUGGGAGAUACACCUACAGUACAUCUGGCAGAUAUGCCUACAGUACAUGUGGCAGAUAUGCCUACAGUACAUCUGGGAGAUCUGUCUACAGUACAUCUGGCAGGUGUAUCUACAGUACCUCUGGAACAUAUGCCUACAGUACAUCUGGCAGGUAUGUCUACAGUACCUCGGAUACAUGUGUCUACAGUACCUCUGGCAGAUGUGUCUAUAGUACCAGUACCUCUGGCAGAUGUGCCUACAGUACAUGUGGCAGAUAUGCCUACAGUACAUCUGGGAGAUCUGUCUACAGGACAUCUGGGAGAUCUGUCUACAGUACAUCUGGGAGAUCUGUCUACAGGACAUCUAGGAGAUCUGUCUACAGGACAUCAUCUGGGAGAUCUGUCUAUAGGACAUCAUCUGGCAGAUAUACCUACAGGACAUCUGGGAGAUCUGUCUACAGGACAUCAUCUGGGAGAUCUGUCUACAGGACAUCUGGGAGAUCUGUCUAUAGNNCAUCAUAUGGGAGAUCUGUCUACAGAACAUCAUAUGGGAGAUCUGUCUACAGAACAUCAUAUGGGAGAUCUGUCUACAGUACAUCUGGGAGAUAUGUCUACAGAACAUCUGGGAGAAUUGCCUACAGUACAUGUGGGAGAUGUGUCGACAGAACAUCUGGGAGAAUUGCCCACAGUACAUGUGGGAGAUGUGUCAACAGAACAUCUGGGAGAAUUGCCCACAGUACAUGUGGGAGAUGUGUCGACAGAACAUCUGGGAGAAUUGCCCACAGUACAUGUGGGAGAUGUGUCUACAGUACCAGUGUCAAAUGCGUUUCCAGUCCCUCUGGCAGAUAUGUCUACAGUACAUAUGACAGAUGUGUCUACAGUCCCUCUGGAACAUAUGUCUACAGUACCUCUGGCAGAUGUGUCUACAGUACCUCUGGUAGAUGUGUCUACACCCCUUUUGCUGCUUCGGAACUAAUUCCACCACUUAACUGUUGUGUGACUUUGACCAACUUCACCUCUCUAAAUGUUAUUUUCAUCCUCUAAAAUGUCAGCACUAAAAAGCAUUUAUUGUGUAAAA